GGAUAAUUAAAGGGGAAGUCGCCGUCUCCCGCUGAGGGUGAAGAUGGCGGCGCUGAUUCGGUCGGUGCUGAGGCCCGUUCCUCGGUGCGUCCUUCUGCGAGGGUCCGGGGCCCACCCCGGCUCCCGGAGGGCCGUCUCUAACAGCGGCCCCGACUCGGCCUCGGGUACGGCCCUGGCCGGGUCCACGGACCUGCCGCCCGGGUACGUGGGCGCGGAGCAGCCGGAGGUCAACCUGUACGACCAGAACCCUGACUACCAUGGAUUCAGCUCCGACCCUGUGGUGGAUGUGUGGAACAUGAGGCUGGCCUUUUUCUUCGGGAUCUCCCUGGCCAUCGUGGUGGGCUCCACCUUUGUGCACUACCUGCCAGACCAUGG
Stegostoma tigrinum is the source of this 375-nucleotide messenger RNA. It is a transcript of the gene ndufb11, whose product is annotated as NADH:ubiquinone oxidoreductase subunit B11. The record is from RefSeq and is a predicted model, not a curated record. The transcript is spliced from 2 exons. NCBI's taxonomy places the organism in Eukaryota, Metazoa, Chordata, Chondrichthyes, Orectolobiformes, Stegostomatidae. The annotation marks the transcript as partial.